UGUACUGUGUUUUGAAAGGGAAUGGACUCCAGUUCCGUUUUCCUCUUCAGAAUACACGAUCCUGGUUGUGCCAUGGUGAAUGUUUAAAAUGUGUGAUAUCCAAUGAGAUUUUUUUUGCCCCUGGAAUGCCUCUGAUAAAAUGGGACCGCAUGUCCCUAUGUGUUAAACUGACAGAGAAUUGAGACAUACAACUGGCUACGAAAGAGAGAGUGGGAGAUAGAGAGAGGUAGAGAGAAGCUGUACAGUGCCAACUUAAUGUACAUAUACAAACUUUACAUGAGGAACGUCUCCAAAAGCAAUAUCUUGAUUAUGGAUUUUUUUUGGUGUAUUGAACUGUACAGGACUCAGCCCUAAAAUGUAUUAUGAUUAUUCUAAUGAUAAUAUGAUAAUUUCUUCCAUUUGUAUAACUACAAUGAAGACAGUUAAGCUUAAAGGAAAAUGAGAGUUUUGUCCAAAUUCCCACACUUAGCGGUCGGACCCAAGCAACGUAUAUACGUUUUUUGCUGCCUAUAAAUUCCAUCUAUGUACUUGCAUGAACGAGAAGAAUGUCAAAUGGACAUAGAAAGGCACCGGGACAUCAUAGUCCUUGCAAUGGCUUCUCGGUCACAGUAAGGAAUAUUGUUAAUAAUAUUACUUUUAAGGAGUAAAAAGCUCCUUGAUUUUUUGCUGCAAAGUGUUGAACACUAAAAAAACAAACCAACAUAAAAAUGUUAUGAUAUUUUUUAAGAAAGGUGACAGAGAUAAAGAAUACGCUGUCAGCUAGAUAUCAUGUUAUUUUCUUUUUCCUUUAAAAAAACUGAAACGGUUCCGUUUUGUGAUAACAGUCAUUGUAAAAUGCUUGUACUUGUAUUUGUGUAUUUUGUGUGAUUUGUUUAGUUAUUUUUAGACAAUCACAAAAUAAGAUGCAAGCAUUGUAUAUGGCAGACUGGCAGACAUUUUGUGAUGUGUACAGUUUGUCAAAAACUUCUUCCACUCGUUAAAAGUUUGUAAUUAUGAUUAUAAAGUCAUGGAAAAUGCUGUUGGUUUUUACUUUUUUGUUUUAUAUUCUAUUUGUUUUUUGUUUUUUGUUUGUUUUUUAAUAAAAAGCACUACAUUAUUGUGAAUAGAUUCAUUGUGUUGUUUUGCUUUGCUUGGGUUAUAGGAAGAUAGCAGGAAUUAAUUAACAAAGACAAAGUGCAAAUGAUUAAAUUUGAACUAUUUUGGAGGAUUGAGAUAUGAAACAUCUGAUGGCACUUGGCAGCGCCACCUACGUGCAUUCUUCACCUCCUGCUAUCCUCAUCUUCACUGUUGAAAGUCCUGCAAUAUUGUCUCAUUUGUUGGUAUUGCAUAGUUGAGAAGUUGUUCAAUUAAAUAGAAAAAUAUAUAAUAAUACAAAACCGCAGUGCAAACGCCUCAUUCUCACUCUCGCGAGAAGUAAGUACCUGCGUUAUCUUUUACUUUUCAAUUCUCCAACCACAGUGCGUGGAUUUAGGUAGGUGCUUUUGACGGAUCGAUUUUCACAACAGUAUAAAUUAAAAGGAUUUAGCUAAUACAUACAACCUCAAUUGUGCCUUCGAUUUUUGUUUGUCUUAUUUCUCGGGAGACGCGGGCGGUUCCCCGUGUAGCGGCACUGUUCCCAUAGCAACUCCACUGUAAACAGUACGUAUGGGAGGCAAACUCUCAGACGAUAUUUGCGAUUUGGUUCGAAAUCACAUAGGCCAAAAUACGAGGCAGCAAUGUCUAAAAAACGUCCGGAGAAACCCAAAGACAGGUCAGAAAAGGCGAUCGCUGUAGUGGAAGACCCUCCGCCGACUAUAAUCACAAGAGUGAAUAAAAAAUGUGCUAGUCAUGCUAUUGAGGACUACCAGUGCUCUGGCAACCUUCACGUUGAUCUCCCGGAACUGUGCCUUCUCCUGGGCAUGAAGGAGAUUCCAGUUGUUACUCAGAGACCCGCAGCAUCCUCAAGCUCGGCUACGGAUGGAGAGAACAUCGAGCACGACAACUCAGAGGCGGAAAAACAACGGUUGUACUCCAAUCCUUGCGUCCUAGUGGUCUUAGAGAAUGAAGAACCCCUAAACCUCAAGAGCAUUAAGAUAUCUGGAUGGAAGGUAGAUAUGUUGGUGACCCGGAUGCUUUGCAAGAUUCUUCCUUCUUUGAGCAACCUGCUUAGCCUUCACUUGUGGCAAACCCGACUGUCAGAUAAGAUGGUAAUUUCUCUCAACAACACGUUCCCUCUGUGUUCCAACCUGAGGACUGUCAUACUGGAGGGCAAUCCUCUUCCAGAACAAAGUUACCACCUGCUAAUGUCUAAAGACAGCGCCCUCACUCACCUGUCGCUUAGAAACAACCGCAUCGGAGAGGAGGGAGCUCGCCUGAUUGGCUCGGCUCUCUCAACGACCACAUCGGCCAAUAGGAACCUUGUGAUUCUCAACCUGGCGUUCAACUCUAUCGGUGAUGCAGGCGCCACACACAUAGCCCAGGGCCUGCGUUUGAACCGGGGCCUGCUCUGUCUCUCUCUCGGCAACAACAAGAUAGGCGACGCAGGGGCGGCUCACCUGGCCAAAGUGCUUGGUCCGUUUGCUCUAACCCAAGAGGAGAUUGUGGAGCGGAGACAUCAGCUGCUGGAUCGAGAACAGAAUUCAUCAGAGCACUCUCCUCCUACAGAAAGCUCUCUGGGUACACCCAGCAGCUCCUCCCUGAACACCAACCUCAACAAGUCAAUGAGCAAAAGCAGUGUAAAAAGAAAGGAACCGCCUAAAAAAGAGGAAAAAACAGCCGUGACCAAGAAAGACGAUCCCAAACUGAUCAAGAAAGCCUCUGAACUCAAGGUGCAACGUGGGAAAGCAGGCAAGCCUGGAGCCAAAGACAAAAACCCAUCGGUUGGUGAUCCAGAGGAUAAGCCAGGCGGUCUAAAUGAGCUGCUUGACCACCAGGGAGAGCCGUUAGAGAGCCCCCUGCUGGAGACAACAGUGCAGGGCAGAAACGGCCAAGUCCUGCUGUCUGGGAACACUGCUCUCUGUUACUUAAACCUGUCAGGGAACAAGAUAUCGGAGCAGUCGCUGCCUUUGUUCCUGUCAUCUCUGCAAAAGCAGCCCGAGGGGGGGGGGCUCAGACGACUGAGCCUUCAGAGAAACAGUUUCUGUCCAGACUUUGAAGACUUUGUGAAGAUUCAGGAGCUAAUGGCGCUGCGAGAUCCACUCAACAAAACUACUGCCCCACAGCCGGAGCAGGAGGGCCAGGGGGAUUAGGAAAAAUAUGAAAUGGCUAACUCUACAGAGUAUCCUGGGUAGUAAUGUGAUCCUGUGAAUAAUGUGAAUUAUUUUCAUUAAAUGUAUUUGGUUGCAUAUUUUUGAAUCCUUGUUUUAAUCAUAGAAGAUACCAUUUAAUUAAAUAAAUACAUAUUUUUAUAUUCUGCCAGGGAACUAUUCUUUAGAAUGUAUGUGUGUUGGUUGUAUUUAAAUAGACAAUGUUACUAUAAAAAAUAACAUAUUAUUUUCUACUUGACAUAACUUUUCUACUUUAAACGGAUUUUGGUCGAUUAUUUA
This is a messenger RNA of Gadus chalcogrammus (walleye pollock), 3524 nucleotides long. It is a transcript of the gene lrrc71, whose product is annotated as leucine rich repeat containing 71. The transcript has 17 exons. Bases 1716 to 3227 code for a protein of 503 amino acids. The record is from RefSeq and is a predicted model, not a curated record. Gene Ontology annotation, molecular function: protein binding. Lineage: Eukaryota; Metazoa; Chordata; Actinopteri; Gadiformes; Gadidae.